Messenger RNA from Oncorhynchus masou masou (cherry salmon), 1057 nucleotides. RefSeq names its product gremlin-2-like. The record is from RefSeq and is a predicted model, not a curated record. Gene Ontology annotation, molecular function: receptor ligand activity; BMP binding. Lineage: Eukaryota; Metazoa; Chordata; Actinopteri; Salmoniformes; Salmonidae. The transcript has a single exon. The coding region runs from base 1 to 495 and encodes 164 amino acids. Gene Ontology annotation, biological process: animal organ morphogenesis.
AUGUACAGACAGUUUGUUCUGUCAAUCCUGCUUGCAGGCGUCCUGUGCCUGGUGGGCGGCGACACCCGCAAGACCCGCCUCCAAGGCUCCAUCCCCAACCCUUUCAAAGGGAACGGCAACAAACGCACCCGUAAACAGGAAAUACUUGCCUCCAGCCAGGAAGCGCUGGUCGUCACAGAGAGGAAGUACCUGAAGAGUGACUGGUGCAAGACCCAGCCGCUGCGUCAGACGGUGAGGGAGGAGGGCUGCCUCAGUCGUACCAUCAUCAACAGGUUCUGCUACGGACAGUGUAACUCCUUCUAUAUCCCACGACACGUUAAGACGGAGCAGGAGUCCUUCCGGUCCUGUGCUUUCUGCCGGCCGCAGCGUUUCACCACGCUGACCGUAGAGCUGGACUGUCCCGACCUCCAGCCACCCUUCAGGCACCGCAAGAUCCAGAGAGUCAAACAGUGUCGCUGUAUAUCGGUCUCCGUCGGUGACUCUGGGAAGUGGUGAUACUCGUCUCCCUCCUGCUUCUCUCUCUCUCUUUUUUUUAUCAUCUUGGACCACCCCUAGAUACUGUCCAGAUAUUCCGCUCACCUCACAGGAGACAGUUUGUACAAGACUCGAGUACAUGGAGGGUGAGGACAUGCAUUUUUACCGACGGCACAUAGAAUGAAAGCAUAAAAGCUGAAGGGGCCACACUCUCUUUAGAAGUACAGAGCAUGACGGACGUUUCCAUAGAGCAGCUCUGUGUUGAUCAUACCAAGCACUCUAUAUGAGACAAACUGACAUUUCUACAACCCAGACCGAUUAAACACAUACACUCUGUAGUUCAAAGAUGGUGGAUAAAUGAAGAUGUCUUACUCAGGCGGGUUUACCGUUAAAAACAAAAAAUGGUCACAAUUCCAGACUGUUUAAGGAAGUGCCUUUCCAAUAGACAACAAUGUGAUAGCAACUGAGUCUGGUCCACUUAGUUCAUUGACUGUAUAUGAACCCGGGGGGAAAAAGCAGAGUGGGACAUCUCACUUCCUCUACCGUCUCUGCAGAAGCAGACUUACCUGGACCACAGGUCUCC